AAGUCGGUGUGAGUUUACAGCAGCAUGGCAACCAGAGAGCAUGGAAACAGUCUGCCAGCAGGAGAAACCCAUAUUCAAGCCCCUCAUGCUGGUAAACAUCCGUCCUGCUGAAGUGCCCUUCAGCAAGUAUCCCUACCAGGCUGACCUCUGACCCCCCAGUGGAGAGCGGAAGAGAACAGACUUCCCCUGCAGUGUGAGAAAAGUGAAGGAAAAAGUGUGAGGAGUGAGUCGAAAUGUACGAAACAUUUAAAAAAGCAGCGGGUGAAUAAGGGGUGUCGGCUGGUGGGUGUCGCUGGUGAUGUCACACCUCCCAGACAGCCAGGAUUGGACCCUAAUUAGAAAGCUCGGCAGCAAAUAGAUAGGAGUCCCGCAUGACUGAAUUCAAAGUGGCUGAUGCCAAAAUUUCUGCAGAGGCGCGGAAAACUGUCGGAGAGGAGCGGAGGAGACGGGGCGCCGGUAUCAGUGCUGCUGAGAGCUGCCACGCUGCGCUGCGAACAGUCUCUCCGUGAGCUGCAGGCGAGCUGGAGUUUCAGAGGUGAUACAGGAACAGCAAGACGCGCUCCCCCCCUGGUUUGGAGGGAUAAAAAAGGAGGGAGAGCCGAAAAUAUAGUCCGAGUCUACGUCAAACCCGAGGACGCUGCGUUACCAGAGAGCAGCGGAGGCUGAAGCGAGACAAGUACAAAGGAGAGUCGAGCCGCCGAGUCCAAGUUAUUCCUGCGCUUCGCUCCAAAGGCUGCGCUGAUGGCAUCCGUACUUGGAAACAACAGCCGCGCGUCCGGGGCUCAGAGCGGCCAGGUCAAAUGCAAGCUGAAGAGGAGGAGGAGGAGGCGAUCUAAGAGAAAAGAGAAAGUCAGUAUGCUGUCAGCAUUGAUCGCUCCCUUCAAGUACAUAAGCCCUGGGACCAGCAGCACAGAGGACGAGGACAGUUUAAGUACCAGCAGUGCAGAGGUGAAGGAAAACCGUAACAUCGGUAAUUUAGAGGAUCGCACCAUAGGACCUGCAGAGUGUCAGUCGCUUUUCUGCUCCGACUCUACAAGAAGCAGUAGCUCUGGUCUGAAGAGGAAACGGCCGCUGGAGGAAGACAACAAUGGGCACUUGUGUCAGCUCCGCCUGAUCUAUAAGAAACUGUCCUGGUCUGAGGCUCCAAAGAAUGCCUUGGUGCAGCUGAACGAGCUCCGGCCGGGCCUGCAGUACCGCAUGGUGUCUCAGACGGGCCCUGUGCACGCUCCUGUUUUCUCCAUCGCUGUGGAGGUGAACGGGCUGACAUUCGAGGGCACAGGCCCCACAAAGAAGAAAGCUAAGAUGAGGGCUGCUGAGCUGGCCCUUAAAUCCUUCAUCCAGUUCCCCAAUGCUCCUCAGGCCCACCUAGCCAUGGGAAACAUCUCCAACCCUUCAGCCGACUUCACCUCAGACCAGGCGGACUUCCCUGACACACUCUUUAAGGAAUUUGAGUCUUCACCGUGCUCCGAUGGCCUCUCGCUCUGCAACUCAGCAGCUGAGAGCGAGCUGCUAUCGAGCGAGCUACUGAGACAUGGACGGUUGCUUCGCCACACCUUGGACCUGAUGGUGCAGGCUCAGCAGAGGUUGGGUGGGAUUGUUCCAGAGCCCGAGGCCCCUAAGAGCCCUGUGGCGUUGCUAAAUGAGCUCCGGCCUGGCCUGCGCUACGCCUGCCUUUCAGAGAGAGCUGAAGGCCGACGGCUGCGCAGCUUUGUGAUGGCGGUGCGCGUGGACGGGCGGAUAUUUGAGGGCUGCGGUCGCAGCAAGAAGCUGGCCAAGACCCAGGCGGCCCAGUGUGCUCUUCAGGCCCUCUUCAACAUCAGGACAGCCCCUGAGGGGAGGACAGGCCUCAAAGCCAGCAGGAAGAGUUGUCCUCAUUUACCCCAGGACUUUGCCGAUUCAAUAUUCCACUUGGUGAGGGAGAAGUACCGGUCGCUGGUGGGCGGCUGCAGUCCUGCGCACGCUCGACACAAAUCCCUGGCAGGCAUCGUAAUGACCCGAGGACUGGACCUGAGGCACGCCCAGGUGGUGGCGUUAUCCACGGGCACCAAGUGUAUCAACGGGGAGUAUCUGAGCGACCAGGGACAGGUGGUGAACGACUGUCACGCUGAAGUCACGGCCCGCAGAGCCCUGCUACGCUUCCUCUACUCACAACUCGAACUCUUCUUGAGUAAAAGGCCAGAGGACUGGGAGGAGUCGAUAUUCGUGCGGCACAAGGAUUGUGGCUACAGGUUGAGAGACAACGUCCAUUUCCACAUGUACAUCAGCACCUCACCGUGUGGCGACGGGAGACUCAACUCACCCUACGAAAUCACCACUGACCUUCACAGCAGCAGACACCUCAUGAGGAAGCAUCGGAACCACCUGCGGACCAAAAUCGAGUCGGGCGAGGGGACGGUGCCGGUGCGAUGCCGGGGGCCCGUGCAGACGUGGGACGGCAUCUUACAGGGCGAGCAGCUCAUCACCAUGUCCUGCACCGACAAGAUCACAAGAUGGAACAUCCUGGGCCUGCAGGGGGCGCUGCUCAGCCACUUCGUGGAGCCGGUGUACCUUCACAGCGUGACCGUCGGCAGCCUGCGCCACACGGGCCAUCUGGGCCGAGUUCUGAACCAGCGGCAGGAACGGCUCGGCCCGCUGCCCGCCACCUACAGACGCAACCAGCCCCUGCUCAGUGGGCUGAGCAGUGCCGAGUACCAGCAGACAGGGAAGGCCUCGUGUGUGAGCGUCAACUGGUCGCUGGGCGACACACAGUUGGAGGUGGUCAACACCGCCACAGGACGGAGACGGGACUCAGGGACACCCUCGCGUCUCUGCAAGCACGCCCUGUUCACCCGCUGGAGCAGACUUUACCGCAAGCUGGGGAUCCACGUGUCCAGCUCGGUGGACCGCCAGCUCAUGUACUGCGAGGCCAAGAUGGCGGCGCGUCCUUACCAGACAGUGAAGCAGCAGUGGUUCAGAUCUCUGCAGGAAACAGGCCUCGGUACCUGGGUGAAGAAACCGCCCGAGCAGGAACAGUUCCUGCUGUCGGUCUGA
Molecule: messenger RNA, 3030 nt
Organism: Lates calcarifer (barramundi perch)
Lineage: Eukaryota; Metazoa; Chordata; Actinopteri; Centropomidae
Gene: adarb2
Product: adenosine deaminase RNA specific B2 (inactive)
Exons: 10
Coding region: 742-3030 (762 amino acids)
Biological process (GO): RNA processing; adenosine to inosine editing
Cellular component (GO): nucleolus; cytoplasm
Molecular function (GO): tRNA-specific adenosine deaminase activity; double-stranded RNA adenosine deaminase activity; double-stranded RNA binding
Source: RefSeq, a predicted model, not a curated record